GUAUCUCGUAUUCUUCGUAUCAUCGAUAUUCCUUUGUGCCCUUCCUCUCGCCCCGCAGGCGGCGUCCUCCAGGGCUCAAGAGUGGCCGGCGCCGACCAAGAUCCGGAGAAAGCCUACGCUUUAUCCCCACCACAAUUGGUCUUUGUCUAGAAGUCAUGUGCCAUUGAACCCACUCAGGUUAAAGGUCAUCUGCAAAUGGAAGGGUCUGAAUCCAGUCGGAGUCGCAGUAAGAGAGAUUUUGAGGAGAUUACGGAGGCUAGGAGCAGCAGAAUGGAAGUUUAUGAUGACUGGGAAGGCACAGAUAAGAAGAAGCACAAGUCCAGCAAGUCGAGGAAGCAUGCUGAUAUAGAAGAAAUUGAUGAACAGGACAGCGGAAGAAGGAAGGUUUUGGAGGACAGGAAUGAUGCAAGGAAGAAGUCUGCUGGUAGUGGAGAUGAAGAUGAUUACUCAAUGAGAAGGGAUUCACGCUCGAAGCUCCCACGAACGAAUGCAGAUGAGAGAGUUGAGAAACGAUCUGGUGAUGGGUAUCGAGAUAGGGACCUGGAGAGCACCCGAAAGAAGAGAGAUGAUGGAAACGAGGGGGAGUUCCCAAGGAAAACGAGUCUGAAAGUUUCUGGUCAUGAGAUUUCUGAUAAUAAAACAAGAAACAAAGCGGACAGUUCUUGUGAUGGUGAGAAUGAGAAACCACAUGACCGAGACUCAAGGUAUCUUGAAAGGAAAGAGAGCAGCAGAGAUAAAAAAGAUCAAGGACAGAAUGAGCAGGAAAAGAACCCACAACGUAGGAGAUGGGAUGAGGUAGAGACCAGCAGGAAAGCAGAUGAAAGCAGUCAUGCAGACAGAUCUGAUUCUAGGGUCAGGAAAGCUUCAGAGCACAGCAAACAUGAGCUUCAUGGAGACAGAGAGCUAGACUUUAGGAAUGAUUCAGGAGAGGGUAAAAGUAGGGUUUUGGAUGCAAGUGGUGAGAAAAGUAGUAGGUCUGGUAACAGGGAUGAUAGGAGGGAGGAUAAUUUAAGGGGCAGGAGUUGGGGCAGAUCAGAAGCACAAGAUGAGGAAAGUAGGGUGAUUAAUGCCUCUCAUGAAACUAAGUCAAAUGUUGUCAGAGAUGAUAGGCAAAGAAGGGUGAGAGAAAGAUCUACUGGAUCAACAGAAGAUGCAGAACUAAAUACCCAUAGUUACAGUUCGAAGCAACUUAGUGAGAAAGGUGAGAAGCAAAGGCAACAAAGAAACUCGGAACAUGGUAGUCGCGAUGAAGUUGAAAACUGGGAUAAGUCCAACAUGGAUGAAGAUGCGCGUUCACGCACAUGGGGUAAAGGUGGGAGGGAUUCCAGACGUUAUAAAAGGUCUCGCAGUCCUGAGAGGAGCGGAAGAAAUCACAGAGAGUUUGAUGAGCAUGAUCGAGGAUUUUCGGAUUCUGACAAUGAAAGAGGCACUAGUGUUAAGGGUGCCUGGAGUGACAAAAAUAGAGACUGGGAGACAUCUAAAGAUCAUUGGAAGAGAAGUCAGACCAGGCAGGAUUUAAUAGAUGGGGAUGACUUUGGGCAUACAAAAGAAUGGGAUAUGCAUAGGCGUGAGCAUGAAAGAUUAGACAGUGACAAUAUUCACAGUAGGCCUGGUUACAGAAAAGAUACCAGAAGUAGGCCUGAAAGUGUGAGAGUCUCCUCAAAUUUUAGCAACAGAAAUGAGAGUUCUGAUUCAAUAGAAAUCAGGCCCAAUAAGAAUUUAGAUUUUGGAAGGGAAGAAUCGGUUUCAACAUUUCCUGCAAGGAAAGCAGAAUUGGGAUCACAACAGGAUUUUGCUUCUGGAGCUAGUGAUGAGGAAUGGGGUUAUUUAGCUGAGGAUAGGGGUAAAACUGCUUCUGCUUUUGGGGAUGAUUUACAUGAGAGGUUCCAAGAUGAUGACUCACCUAUAGAGCAAAAUUCCGGAAGAAAUUCUCUUGAUUCACAGGCUGGGAAAGGUAGGAUCCAGAGAGCUAUGAGCUCUAGCCGUAUUGGUGCAAGCCAGAGUCCUGGUAGUAAUAUUCAAUCUUCAUUUGGGAACAACCAGGGAACAGGCUCUUUAAAUAGGGGUCCUCAGCAAGGUCCAAAAGGUGCUAAACCAGCGAGAGGAGCAAGAGGAAGAUUAAAUGGGAGAGAUACUCAACGUGUUGGACUUCAACCUUCAAUGAUGGGUCCCCCCUUUGGUCCCCUGGGCUUGCCACCUGGUCCGAUGCCGCCAAUUGGACCAAAUAUGACCCAUAUUCCACCACCACCCAUUGGACCUGGUGUUGUCAUCCCCCCAUUUCCAGGACCACUUGUUUGGCCAGGAGCUAGAGGUGUUGAUAUGAAUAUGCUUGCUGCCCCACCCAACCUUCCUCCUAUCCCACCCCUUGGGCCAACACGACCGAGGUUUCCAACUAAUAUGGGAGCUGGCCUUGGUCACUCAAUGUAUUUCAAUCAACCUGGCCCUAUUAGGGGAGUUCCGCCUAACAUAUCUGCUCCUGGAUUUAACACAAUAGGGCCAGGUGGUCGUGAAAUGUCACAUGAUAAAGCUCCGAUGGGUUGGGCACCACCAAGAACCAGUGGACCUUCUGGUAAAGCUCCGUCAAGGGGAGAACAGAAUGACUACUCUCAAAAUUUUGUGGACACUGGUAUGAGACCCCAAAAUUUCAUCAGGGAGUUGGAGCUUACUAGUGUUGUGGAGGACUAUCCCAAGUUGAGGGAGCUUAUUCAGAGGAAAGAUGAGAUUGUAGCUAAUUCAGCUUCAUCACCCUUGUAUUAUAAGUGUGACCUACGUGAACAUGUACUUUCUCCUGAAUUUUUUGGCACCAAGUUUGAUGUUAUUCUUGUGGAUCCUCCUUGGGAGGAAUAUGCUCACCGGGCUCCUGGUAUUACCGACCACUUAGAGUACUGGACUUUUGAUGAGAUACUUAAUCUUAAGAUUGAGGCAAUAGCCGACACUCCAUCGUUCAUCUUCCUGUGGGUUGGUGAUGGUGUGGGCCUGGAACAGGGCCGUCAAUGUUUGAAAAAGUGGGGAUUUCGAAGGUGUGAAGACAUUUGCUGGGUUAAAACCAACAAGAAGAAUGCUACUCCAGGUCUGAGGCAUGAUUCUCGCACACUGUUUCAGCAUUCAAAGGAACACUGCUUGAUGGGCAUAAAGGGAACUGUUCGUCGUAGCACAGAUGGGCAUAUCAUCCAUGCCAAUAUCGACACAGAUGUUAUUAUAGCUGAGGAACCAACUGAUGCGGGUUCAACCAAAAAGCCAGAGGAUAUGUAUAGGAUUAUUGAACAUUUUGCACUGGGCCGACGAAGGCUUGAACUUUUCGGUGAAGACCAUAACAUUCGCUCUGGCUGGCUAACAGUAGGAAAAGGACUAUCGUCCUCUAAUUUUAACGCUGAGGCCUAUGUUCGAAACUUUUCUGACAAGGAUGGGAAGGUUUGGCAGGGAGGUGGUGGCCGAAACCCUCCACCUGAUGCUCCACAUCUUGUGAUGACUACUUCAGAGAUUGAAAGUCUGCGGCCCAAAUCACCUCCCCAGAAGAAUCAACAACAAUCAACACCGUUACUGCAGACGGGUAGUUCUAGUAACAGAAGGCCUUCAGGAAACUCUCCGCAGAACCCCAUGAAUCCAUCUCUUUCUGGGUUGAACGCAGAUUUUUCGGGCUCGGAACCAGCAACGCCAGCUCCCUGGUCCUCCUCCCCAAUGGUAGGAUACAGAGGACCAGACCCGGAGAUGAUGAGCGUCGAUGUUUAUGAUGCCUACGGGUUUAAUGCUGCUUCGUCACAUGCAUUUGGAGAUCAUAUUGAUUUUGAUUCGCAUCGGGGACCUAAUUUGCUGUAACAAGGAAGAAGCAGUGGUGAAAUCCCAUAUUUUUGAUUUGAUAUUCAAGCGUGAAAAUGUUGGACGAAUUGCACCAUGCAAAUUUGGUCCGAGAGGCCACCGAGCUUUAAGCUGAGCUUAUUGUUUUGUUUAUUUACUUGUUAAGGAUUUCAACGAUGGUAAAAUUCAUAUAGCCUGUGUCAAAUGGUUGGGAUAGCAGCAGGUUGUUGGUCUCUUAUAUUCUUUCAAAUUGUUCUGACCUCCAUCAUGUUAUAUGGUGCAUCUCUUGGAUUAGAUUGGAACU
Messenger RNA from Musa acuminata subsp. malaccensis (wild Malaysian banana), 4099 nucleotides. Its product is annotated as N6-adenosine-methyltransferase non-catalytic subunit MTB. Gene Ontology annotation, molecular function: mRNA binding; methyltransferase activity. NCBI's taxonomy places the organism in Eukaryota, Viridiplantae, Streptophyta, Magnoliopsida, Zingiberales, Musaceae. Gene Ontology annotation, cellular component: nucleus; RNA N6-methyladenosine methyltransferase complex. The record is from RefSeq and is a predicted model, not a curated record.